CCUCUCCACACACACAAGUCCUUCAAAAUGAGCCCGGAAGCUUGGCUCCCGCAGCCCACCUUGUUCCUCACUGGCCUCAGCUUGCUCCUCUCGCUGGCGCCCACGGGAUUGGGCAUGGAGGUCAUGGCUCCUGCCACCAUCAAUGCCUUGAAUGGUUCCUCCGUGAAGCUCUCCUGCACCUUCAACUCCUGCUACAAGGUGGAGAACAAGCAGUUUUCCCUCAACUGGACGUACCAGGAGUGCGGGAACUGCUCCGAGGAGCUGUUCCUGCAGUUCCGGAUGAAGAUCAUGAAUAAGCAGCUGGACCGCUUUGGGAACCGGGUGGAGUUCACCGGGAACCCCACCAAGUACGAUGUGUCCUUCACCCUCAAAAAUGUGCAGCUGGAGGAUGAGGGCACCUACAAUUGCUACGUCCUGAACCCCCCGGACCGGCAGCGGGGCCACGCCAGCAUCAGCCUGAAGGUGCUCACCAAAGAGCCCCCGAAGCACGACUCGACAGUGGCUGUCAUCGUGGGCGCCUCUGUGGGUGGCUUCUUGGCCGUGGUGAUCCUGGUGCUGAUGGUGGUGAAAUGCGUGCGCCGGAAAAAGCAGCAGAGGCUGAACACGGACGACCAGAAGACGGAGGAGGAAGGGAAGACAGAUGGCGAAGGCAACCCGGACGAGGGCACCAAGUAA
Molecule: messenger RNA, 675 nt
Organism: Gavia stellata (red-throated loon)
Lineage: Eukaryota; Metazoa; Chordata; Aves; Gaviiformes; Gaviidae
Gene: SCN2B
Product: sodium voltage-gated channel beta subunit 2
Exons: 4
Coding region: 28-675 (215 amino acids)
Cellular component (GO): membrane
Source: RefSeq, a predicted model, not a curated record